Molecule: messenger RNA, 1002 nt
Organism: Penicillium paradoxum
Lineage: Eukaryota; Fungi; Ascomycota; Eurotiomycetes; Eurotiales; Aspergillaceae
Exons: 5
Coding region: 1-1002 (333 amino acids)
Molecular function (GO): oxidoreductase activity, acting on the CH-OH group of donors, NAD or NADP as acceptor
Source: RefSeq, a predicted model, not a curated record
AUGACUCAGAAUCAGAAUUAUGUCGUUCCCCCAGGCUCUAAAGUUCUCGUUACCGGAGCAAAUGGCUACAUCGCCUCUCAUAUUGUCAAGGUGCUAUUAGAUAUCGGUUAUCUAGUCCGUGGGACGGUGCGAACGCCUAUGCCAUGGCUAUCCGAGUAUUUUGAGAAGGAAUGUGGUCCAGGACGCUUCGAACUCUCUCUAGUUCCAGACUUCCAGCAACCUGAUGCGUUUGGAGAGAGUGUAAAGGGUGUGUCGGGAGUUAUCCACGUUGCCCAAGGUUUACCCUCUAGCACGGCUGCAGAAACGGUGGAAAGUGCAACUGCCUACACUGUAAAUGGUGUCGUCAACCUGCUCAGAGCGGCGGCUGCAGAGCAUACAAUCAAGCGAGUUGUUCUCACGUCCUCUAUCGUGGCAGCUGGCUACCCAACAGGGAAAGGCUUCAAAUUAGAUACUGACUCAUGGGACAGAAGCCUGGAAGAACCAGGCGCUACUGUACCCAUAUAUCGGGCAUGUAAGAUCGAAGGCGAGAGACAAGCAUGGAAAUGGGUUGAAAAAAAUAACCCACAAUUUGAGCUCAACUCCGUGCUUCCUUGGCUGACUUUGGGCAAAAUUCUUCAUCCCAAUAUCGGCGGUUCAACUAUGGCAUAUGUCUCCGGAUUCCUCAAAGGGGAUACUACGCCGUUCAAAUUUCUACCACUUCCCUGGUUUGUGGAUGUGGCAGACACAGCGCGUUUACACGCGAUAGCUCUGUUUAGUCCAAGCGUGCGCUCAGAGAGACUCUUUGCUGCUGCUACGCCAAUCACUUGGGGUGACGUUCUUGAGAUUCUCAAAAUAAUUCAGCCCAGUAAUACUCGUAUUCCGGGCCCGCCUUUACAGGAGGAACCGACUCUAGGAGAGGUCGUUCCGGCAGCGAGAGCCGAGCAACUGCUGCGAGAGUGUUUCGGACAGAAUGGCUGGGUAACCCUCAGAGCCAGCUUGGAGGGUGGAAUUUCACAAGAGUAA